AUGAAGGAGCUUGAAUCUUUCCGCGGACAUCGGAAGGACGUGACUGCAUUGGCUUGGCAUCCAUUCCAUGAAGAGUACUUCGUCAGUGGGAGCUACGACGGAUCCAUUUUCCAUUGGCUUGUGGGUGGUAGCAAUGAUCACACGACAAAGUUUUGGUGCCGAAAUAGGCCAGGAGACACUGCCCGUGAUAAAUUUAACCUAGGUCAAAACCAAGGUUAUGGUGAGCAAAAUCCUGCCCUUGGUGGCCGCUUCCCGGGCAAUUUCCCUGUUCCUGAACAACCAACAACUCCAGGACCAUUUGCUCCUGGAUUGACUCGAAAUGAAGGAACUAUUCCAGGUAUUGGAGCUGCAAUGCCGCUAUCAAUUCCAUCUCUUGAUGCAUCCCAGGGAGAUCAGAAGCAGUCUCUUCCCAUUUCUAUGCCAUUUGGAGCACCUCCUCUUCCUCCUGGUCCACAUCCGUCGCUCCUUGCUGGCAAUCAGCAGCAGGGCUAUCAACAAAAUCCUCAGCAGAUGCCACAACAGCAACACCAACCACUCCCUCAGCACAUGUCUCCUUUGCCCAUGCCACCUCCAAAUAUGCAACAGCUACAGCCUCCAUCCCAUGGACCCCUGCUUCCUCAUCCCCAUCUGCCUCGCCCUCCACAAAUGCCUCCUCAUGGCAUGCCUUCACCAAUCCCAUCUUCCAUGCCUGGUCCGAUGCCCCCAGUUGGUGGGGGUUUUCCAAAUGGCCUGCCAAAUAUGCAGGGCCCAUCAAAUGCAACUGGGGGCCAAAUGUAUCCACAGGGUGGUCCAUUCAACCGUCCGCAAGGUGGACAGAUGCCAAUGAUGCCUGGGUUUAAUCCUUACCAGUCUGGGAAUCAGUCUGGUAUACCUCCACCACUACCACCCGGUCCACCACCACAUUCGCAGACACCUCAAGAGCCAGCAAUACCAUCGGCAACAAUAAAGCAAACAGAGAUCAAGUCACUUAGAACCUUCCAAACCCUAUAUGCCACUGAUAUGAACAAGCUUGGAUGCACUGCCAUGAUAGUGUUACUUAGUUGA
This is a messenger RNA of Dovyalis caffra, 1044 nucleotides long. NCBI's taxonomy places the organism in Eukaryota, Viridiplantae, Streptophyta, Magnoliopsida, Malpighiales, Salicaceae. The record is from the annotation of a GenBank genome assembly.